This is a messenger RNA of Electrophorus electricus (electric eel), 2948 nucleotides long. RefSeq names its product chondroitin polymerizing factor b (gene chpfb). NCBI's taxonomy places the organism in Eukaryota, Metazoa, Chordata, Actinopteri, Gymnotiformes, Gymnotidae. Gene Ontology annotation, molecular function: glucuronosyl-N-acetylgalactosaminyl-proteoglycan 4-beta-N-acetylgalactosaminyltransferase activity. Gene Ontology annotation, cellular component: Golgi cisterna membrane. The record is from RefSeq and is a predicted model, not a curated record.
UCCACUCUGCAUGUCCCGAAAACGCCGGAGUCUCCCCUUCUCCAAACGGGGUGCGGGUGCGCACGUAGAUAGCGCGUAGUCACCGGGAACCUUUUGUCAGCAUGAGAACUGCGAUGCUGGUUUCGGUCGUCCGACCGAUCGGGCCGAUUUUGGUCGGCGUCUCUCUGGGCUUUACUCUGAGUCUACUGAGCGUAACGUGGGUGCACGAGAACUGUGACUCUGACGGAGUCCGAGCGACCGAGGAGAUGCUUGUGUUCCAGCCGGACGGCUUGAAGGGGGCUCGCAAACCGAGCUCCAUAUCCACCGGUACGACAGAUAACGGCAAUACCGAAGAAGACCUCCGUCCAAGAAUAGUUUCUUACAACCAACCCGCCCCACAAGGUCCUCAGAAAAAGGUUUUCAGGGCCAAGUAUGCCAGCGUUGAACUGGGUAUCCGUGAGCGGCUCUUUGUAGCGAUCUUGACAUCUAAGACCAGCCUGAGCACACAGGCCAUAGCCGUUAACCGGACACUCAGGCACCAUGUGGAAGGGCACGUCGUCUUCCUCACUGGCAGCCACGGCCCCAAGCUCCCACAUGGCAUGCCCGUGUUCGCCCAUGGCGAAGAGCACUCGGGGCCUGCUAUCUUCCAGGUGCUGCGCUAUCUCCUAGAGCGCCACGCCGCCGACUACGACUGGUUCUACCUGCUCUGGGAUGACACGUAUGUGCAGCCCGACAGGCUGAAGGCCCUGGUCAGUCACCUGAGCAUGGACCGGUGGCUGUACAUGGGCCAGCCUGAGGAGUUCAUCGGCGCAGAGGCCCCGGGGAGGUACUGCCGUGGAGGCGCAGGCAUUCUUCUGUCCAGAGCCCUGCUGCUGAGGCUGCAGCCAUAUCUGGAGCCGUGCCGAACACACGUCGCCAGCGCCAGGCCUGACGAGUGGCUGGGACGCUGCAUCGUUGAUUACACGGGCAUCAGCUGCGUGGAGCAGCAUGAGGGCCUUCAGUAUAAUUCCUUUGAAAUGGAGGAGAGCGCAGUGCUAAAUGCAGUGGAACGUGUGGACCUGCAGAAGGCCCUGACUGUUCACCCUGUGAGUCCAGAGCAGAUGUAUCGCCUGCACAGAUCCUUCACCCAGAGAGAGCUGCAGGACACAUACCAGCAAAUCCAGGACCUGCAGGUGGAGAUGAAGCGUGUUAGUUGCUGCGCUGUGGAUGGCAACAGGAGUGCAGCGUGGCCCGUGGGCGUGCCGCCUCCCUUCUGGCCCCGGAGCCGCUUCGAGGUGCUGCGCUGGGAAUAUUUCAGUGAGGAGGAGCUGUUCUCCUGUGCUGACGGUGCCCCUAAGUGCCAGCUGAGUGAGGCCGACCGCCAGGACGUGGCUGACGUAAUCCAGGAGGCCGUGCGCGAGCUCAGCGAGAAGUAUGCGCCUGCCGUUGUGCUGAGCGCCCCGCGUCUGGUGAACGGCUACCGCCGCUUUGACCCGACGCGUGGCAUGGAGUACACUCUGGACCUGCAGCUCCACGCCCAGACGGAGUCGGGCCGCAGCCGGGCCCUCACCCGGCGUGUGCACAUGGUUCGGCCCCUGAGCCAGGUGGAGAUCAUCCCCAUGCCCUCCGUGACAGAGGGCACGCGUGUGCACCUGCUACUGCCCGUAUCUCACACAGAGAGGGGGGCUGCCCUGCGCUUCCUGGAGCGCUGUGGCCCAGUCAUGUUUGAGGCAGGCGAGAACGCUGCGCUCACCCUCCUGUUGCUGUACGAUCCGGACGAGGCCAAGCGGGUGGGCGGGACCGCCGACAUUUUUGCUGAGCUGAAGGCGAAGGCGGCGGUGGCUGAGAGGGGCCACCCCAAUGUCGAGGUGUCAUGGGUCAGCGUGAGGACUGAGGGUCCAGGGCUGCUGCGUGCGCUGGACGCCGCGUCACGCAAACACGCAGCCGACGCGCUACUCCUGCUGGUCACGGUUGACACGGUGCUGAACGGGGACGUCCUCAACCGCUGCCGUGUGAACGCCAUCGCUGGCUGGCAGGUCUUCUUCCCUGUACACUUCCAGGCCUUCGACCCGCGCGUGACCCACCCGCACGGGCCUCCACCCACCGCCCCGGACCUGGUGCGCGAGGCAGGCCACUUCGACCGCCACGCCUUUGGUGAAGCCUGCUUCUACAACGGUGACUACGUGGCCUCCCGCGCACGCCAGUCUGCUGAGUCGCACGGCGACGAGCUGUCGGAAGAUGUGGACGCGUAUGACGUCUUUCUGCGCAACUCGCACUUGCACGUGUUCCGUGGUGUGGAGCCCGCCCUAUGGCAGGCCCACCGCAGAUGCGCCUGCGAGCCGCAGCUCGGUGAUGGCGCACUCCAACGCUGUCUCCAGGGCAACCUCCGGGGCCUGGGCUCCCAGUCUCAGCUUGCCAUGCUCCUGUUUGACCAGGAACAGACCAGCACCACCUGAACUCUGCACGGGACUGAACCGGAUCGGGCCCUGCUCCCAUGCUCUGCUGGAGGCCUCCUAUGCAUCGUCCAACAUUCCUCUCCAGUCCGUGGACGUGGCAGAAGCUCUGGAGGAGAGAAGCUUCUGAAGACCUCUAGCUGAGGAACUGACAGGCAAGAGGAAUCGUAGCUGAAACAAAAAUGUUUUGAAACGUGUGGGAGCAUCCAGCUCCAAGAGUUUGUGUAACAGCAGGAUGCUGCAAGAAGUUCCCGUCUCCCACCCACACUUCCUUGCUUGCUGCAGUUGCCGGGGGCAACCAGCUGUGAGUGCAGCAUGUGUUCCUUUAAACAUUCUCAUUCACUCCUUCAUUGUGAUGUGUGUUUCAGGACAUGUAAAGAAUCUAAAAACUGUUCUUGUGUGUGUGUGUGUAUGUGUGCAUGCUCCACUCUUAUAACUUGACUAAAAUAUGAACACACUUAACAAAUGCUUUACAGUGAUCUGAAUGUAAAUGUGUGUAUGGGUGUGCGUGUGUGUGUGAGAUAGUGUGUGAGUGUG